GAUAGAAAGUAUUAGUGCUCCCGUCUCGAGUGGAAUGGCGGACCCGGCAGCGGCUAUCGACCCGCACAUGCCCGCCGGCUUGCUCCGACACGCGAUCGCCCACGCCAACGGGCGCCCCGCCGCUCGCCGCGUUCGAGCUCGGCGCCUGGUCAUCGCCAACGACUCCGCCGUCCUCCUCAUCUCGAUCGCCGGGUCCGUGGUCAUCUACGCCUUCGCGGACCCCUCCGGCACCGAUGACCCGGCGUUCGCGCUCCUCGCGUUCCUGCUCUUCGUCCUCGGCGCGUGGCUCGCGCUGCUGGCGUUUGUCACCGACCAGUUCCCGAGAGCGGCAAGGGUCGGCGAGGCCAUUGCGAGGGCGCUCCGGGACUACUUGUUGGGCGGCAGGAACUAAAUUUCGUCGAAUUCCUGAAAGGAUAUACUGAUGCUGAUUGGCAAAGGAAUUUGGAUGAUUGAAAAUCUACUUUAAGUUAUAUAUUUAUUUUGGUAGGAGAUACUAUUUCUUGGUGUAUCAGAAAAGAGAAUUUAAUUACUCUUUCUUGUAUGGAAGCUGAAUAUAUUCUCCUUCCAGGCUACUUCCAUGUGGACCGUUCGCGCCAAGGAGGCAAGGUCAACCGAUGUAUAAUUA
This is a messenger RNA of Phragmites australis (common reed), 625 nucleotides long. RefSeq lists its product as uncharacterized. NCBI's taxonomy places the organism in Eukaryota, Viridiplantae, Streptophyta, Magnoliopsida, Poales, Poaceae. Bases 35 to 391 code for a protein of 118 amino acids. The transcript has 2 exons. The record is from RefSeq and is a predicted model, not a curated record.